UGACGGCGGACCGGACACGAGCGCACGACGCACGCGGACAUAAAUCUUUUAUUUUUGUUACUUUUUUUUUUUUUUUUUAACGUAACGUCUUUCUCUUGUCAAACAGCUAAUUUUAACCGAAUAUUUUAUGUCUGUAAUCGAAUUCACCGACGCCUCGUGUUAUAUUUGAUCUGUUUUUGUUUUCUUCACAAAUUAAACUCAAAUUAGAAAGAAUUAAUCACCGAACGAAGUUGGUUAAUACGCGUUUUUUUUCCUUUAUUGUCUCUAUUUUUGGAGAAUGUGUUUCAACCCUUAACCGAACGUGAGUAGUAACUUUUUUUUUUUUUUUUUUUAAUUGAACCGACCCAAACUUUUGGCUCGGGUCCCGGGUUGGGUAAAAUGCUAACCCGGGUUGGGUUGGUUCUGGUGUCUUUGUUCUGCGUUUGGACCGUUGGACAGCGCUUGGACUACGACAGCUGGACAGACCAGGUGGUGUUAUCUGAUGGUCUUUGUCGCUAUGGAAACAGCGUGAAGUGCUGCUGGGGCUGGAAACAGAUUAGGGACUGGAGACGUUGUCAACCUCACUGUCAGCAGGGCUGUAAAUAUGGAAAGUGUGUCGGGCCAGACAGAUGCAAGUGUCAUCCAGGAUACACUGGCAAAGCCUGUAACCAAGACCUGAAUGAGUGUGGUUUGAAGCCUCGGCCCUGUAAGCAUCGCUGCAUGAACACGCCAGGAAGCUACAAGUGCUAUUGUAUGGAUGGAUACACACUGCAGCCGGACGGCAGCUGCAGGAAUACCCGAACUUGCUACCAUGCCAACUGUCAGUAUGGCUGUGAGGUCAUGAAGGGGGAGGUCCGAUGCACCUGUCCAUCACAGGGCUUACGGCUGGGACCAGACAAGCGCACCUGUGUCGACAUCAAUGAGUGUUUUUCAGGUGGAGGUGUGUGUUCUCACCGUAGGAAAUGUGUGAACACGUUCGGUAGCUUUGUAUGUAAAUGUCACCUGGGAUUCAAACUGACGUACAUAAAUGGACGGUACAACUGCAUUGAUAAGGACUCUCGGCCUUUCUGUUCUCUGAAUCCAGAUGCUCCGCUGUGCAGAUGUAAAGAUGGCAGCUGUAAAACUGUCCCCAAAGUCACUGUGGAGCCACAAACACCAAGAGCUACAACAACUACAGCUACUACUACAACUACUACUUCUCCUUCCACCGCCACUGCCACUACUACAAGUACAGCUGCAGUGACUACUACGACUACAACUCCCACAACAGCCACUUCUACAUCUCCAACUACUACUACUACUACUACUACUACUACUACUGCUACUACUACUACAACUGAAACUCCCACCACUUCUACAAGUAUUAUUCCGACUACUACUGUUACCAGUACUACUCCCUCCACUACUACUACAACUACUACCUCCUCUGCUACUACCACAAGUACAGUGUCUGCUACACCUCUGCCAACCACCACCAUUCCAACAACAACUGCAAUAACAACACCAUUAACUUCUACAGCAGUUACAACUCCAAUUGAGACAACCACUACAAUGCUUACUACUGCUAUUCAAAGUACAAGAGCCACAACAUCCACAACUGAGCUGGUUUCUACAACAAUAUUAACAACAACAACAACUAUGGCUACAACAGCUGCCCCAACAACCACAAUGCCCACCACUACCACCCUCCCAACAACAACGGUGAACAAUCGGAUCAAUAAGGAGGUGACACACAGACAGAGAGGAGACGUACACAUCCCACGACACCCCAAUCACAACCAGGUGUGGGAGUUUGACAUCGAAUUGGGAAACACAGCUGAGGAGUUCAGAGAUGAUGCAGAGGUUGGCGUUCUUCAUUGUACAUUUGAUCAUGGUCUGUGUGACUGGACGUCAGACUCAGAGGGUGAUCUGCACUGGGAAACAUCUAUCAGUCCUGCAGGUGAGCGUUACCUGUCCGUCCCACAGCUGAAGGCAGGACAAAGGAGCAUCAGAGGAGCUCGACUGUCUGUCUUAAUUGUCCCUCCCUGGAGCUUUGGAGACCUGUGUUUCUCCUUCUCCCAUUGGCUGACGGGACACCAUGUGGGUGUGCUGCAGCUCUUCGUCAGGAAAAAAGGGCGGGACCAAAGAUAUGGCCCUGCCCUCUGGACCAGAACAGGUGGACAUGGGUGGAGACACACUCAGGUUACCCUGACAGCAUACUCUGUGGAUAAGGUGUUGUUAAAGGCCGAGCGACGCAGAGGACAGCGGGGACAAAUUGCUUUGGACGACGUCACACUGAGACGAGGAGCGUGUCGGUGACAUCUGUUUGGUAACAGGACGCCAAUUUGUGCUCACGCAGGAAACGAGUUAGAGACAAUUUAAAGGCUCAUGCUGCUGUUCUUUAAAAUCACAAAUCAUCAACUGAAAACUCAGUCCAAGGUUUUACAUGAACGUUCCUCUGUCCUGUCUCUCAGACUGUCUCUGAUCCUGUUGUGGCUUUGAUGUAAAGCUGCUCAUACAAACAAACGGGUAUCAUUUCCUCUGAAGAUUAAAGUGAAGCAGUAGAUGUAACAUUGGCAACUGCAGAUUAAAAUAUUCUCAGGGUUUAACAUGUGAAAGGUUGUUGUUCAGUAACUUUACAGAAAUAGACCAAUGGUCAAAAACCAAUGAAUAAAUGAUUUAGAAAAGAGAUAAUCAUAAAAUGUGACCUUUUUAAAGCUAAAAUCUAUUUCAAGCUAAAAGGUUUUGUCAUCUUUAUAUAAAAAAUAAGAACUGUAAGUUCAUUUUAGAUGCAUCAUAAUCUUCUCAUGUACUUCUCACAUACAGUUAUGACCAAAAAUGUAUUUUGUCAGGUCACUGCUUUGGCUUUUACUGAGGUGUCAUGGUCAUGAAGAUGGACAAACAUGACUUUGACCAAAAUCAUUCAGUUCAUCCUUGUGUCCAAGUCCUCGGUGAUGUGAAGUUUGUGACAUUUUAUCAAACCAUUCUUGAGAUAAUUGCAUUUUAAACCUAUUAAAACUAUUGAAGAUUGACCAGCUGACAGAUUCCACUUCUCAUAAAGAUGUACUCUGGAGGUGCCUUAUCCUGUAAGAUUCUAAAAUAGCUGUAGUGAUUGAUUCACUUAUUGAGUGGGGAGUUAUAAAAUCAUAAAGCUGCCACUUACAAAUACCUGUGUUACUCUUUUGCACUUUCUUUGUCAGUAGGAAUAUAAAGUAAGUAUUGCAUUUACAUUCAAAAGUCUUAAACCUGCAGAGGAUACUCAUCUCUGUGUUUGUGUAACCCAUAAAGACCCAGUGCUGCUUUUGUGUUAGUUCCCAAAUGAAUUCUUCUCUAUUUAACUUUUCUUAAGUGAUUUAUCAUCAUUUAUUGUAAUAUUA
This is a messenger RNA of Sphaeramia orbicularis (orbiculate cardinalfish), 3335 nucleotides long. RefSeq names its product nephronectin-like. The record is from RefSeq and is a predicted model, not a curated record. The transcript has 13 exons. Gene Ontology annotation, molecular function: calcium ion binding. Gene Ontology annotation, cellular component: membrane. Bases 379 to 2277 code for a protein of 632 amino acids. NCBI's taxonomy places the organism in Eukaryota, Metazoa, Chordata, Actinopteri, Kurtiformes, Apogonidae.